Molecule: messenger RNA, 690 nt
Organism: Ornithorhynchus anatinus (platypus)
Lineage: Eukaryota; Metazoa; Chordata; Mammalia; Monotremata; Ornithorhynchidae
Gene: MGP
Product: matrix Gla protein
Exons: 5
Coding region: 178-486 (102 amino acids)
Cellular component (GO): extracellular region
Molecular function (GO): calcium ion binding
Source: RefSeq, a predicted model, not a curated record
GGCGUGGGGGGCCACGGGGACGGGUAUUAAAGGGGCUCCUCUCCCCGGGCCGCCAGCCGACCGGGGGAGCCGACCGUCUGGGCCGCAGAGUCGCCGCCUCGCCACCCUCCUCGGGCCGGAGCCAGCCGCUGACCGCUGGAGGGGAAGAAGAAGGAGAAGGAGACGGACGGACCGACCAUGAAGACGCUGCUUCUUCUCUCGCUCCUGGUUGUCCUGGCGGCCGCCGCAGUUGGGGGCUACGAGUCCCACGAGAGCAUGGAGUCCUAUGAGAUGAACCCGUUCAUCCCCAGGAGGAACGCCAACAGCUUCAUAGCCCCGCGCCAGAGAUGGAGGUCCCGGGCCCAGGAGAGGGCCCGGGAACUGUCGAAGCCCAGCCACGAGAUCCAACGCGAAGCCUGUGACGACUACCCCCUGUGCCAGCGCUACGCCCGCAAUUACGGUUACCGGGCGGCAUACACCCGCUACCCCGGAGGCUUUCGCGUGUAGUGAGGGCCCGGUAGCCUUCGGGACCCCAACAGUAGCCCCCCGCUGGUCCCUUUGCCACCCCGCAGCUUCGUUGGUCCCGGACCAGAGCCCGCCUUCCCGGCUCGGGCCUUCCCUUGGCGGACAGGGCAAGGUGGGCGAUGCGCCCUUUGGGAAGGGGGGGGUCUUCCCCAAUAAACCGCCUCUUCCAACCAUUCAUGCACUCAA